AUGUCGUCCACCGCGUCCUUCACACUGGAUGCUCCAACAGUCCUCUGCAUCGCAAUCUCUCUCUCCUUCAUGCCAAUUGCCUACGCUCUGAGCAAGGCACUUAUUCCAGCACACAAGACACGUGACCGUAUCCUCUUCUUCUGGCACGCCUACGAUGCUCUCACCCACCUCUUCAUGGAAGGCUCCUUCCUCUACGAGUGCUUCUUCAGCUACGCCGCCGUCGCAGCCGGCAUCAAUGCCCCAGAGCCAUACUUCCUCAACGAUCCGACUCGUGUCUAUGGCGCUGCCUACGGAACUAGGCCCACCUCGCGCCUGUGGCAGGAAUACGCAAAGGCGGACCGCCGCUGGGGUGGGUCCGAUUUGACUGUCAUCUCGCUGGAGUUGUUGACUGUUUUCCUCGGUGGCCCAGCUGCCAUUUACAUCUGUUAUCUACUGUGCCGUUCCUCCAAUGAGAAGAUCAGUGCCAAGUCCCGUGGUGGUUUCAAGGCGACUCUGUGGUUUGCUGCAACUGCGCUCGCCACGGCGGAAUUAUAUGGCGGAUUCAUGACCUUCGCGCCCGAGUGGCUGUCUGGUAGCUCAUCGCUGGCUACCGAGGAUCCAGUCUACCUCUGGCUCUACUUGUUCUUCUUCAACACCCUCUGGGUCUUUAUCCCUCUGUGGGUCUUGUCGGAGGCGUUUAAGGAGCUGCGUGGUGCCUUUGUGGCAGCGGAGACCCGCAAUGAGCGCAAGAACCAGUGA
This is a messenger RNA of Penicillium bovifimosum, 738 nucleotides long. RefSeq names its product EXPERA domain-containing protein. The record is from RefSeq and is a predicted model, not a curated record. Lineage: Eukaryota; Fungi; Ascomycota; Eurotiomycetes; Eurotiales; Aspergillaceae. Gene Ontology annotation, cellular component: membrane; endoplasmic reticulum. Gene Ontology annotation, molecular function: cholestenol delta-isomerase activity. The coding region runs from base 1 to 738 and encodes 245 amino acids. The transcript has a single exon. Gene Ontology annotation, biological process: sterol metabolic process.